Rhodamnia argentea is the source of this 924-nucleotide messenger RNA. RefSeq lists its product as uncharacterized. Lineage: Eukaryota; Viridiplantae; Streptophyta; Magnoliopsida; Myrtales; Myrtaceae. The transcript is spliced from 3 exons. The record is from RefSeq and is a predicted model, not a curated record. The coding region runs from base 151 to 726 and encodes 191 amino acids.
GGUGGGCUGUGCAAGUGCAUCGGGAUAAGAGACUCUUGUUGCUUUCUUAAACCUCCUCCCUCCCUCCCUCCCUCUCUUCUUUCCUUCUUAUCUAUCUUCACUCUCUCACUUCUUCUUCUUCUUCUUGAGAGAGAGAGAGAGAGAGAGAGAAUGGGGAAUUGCCAGGCUAUAGAUGCUGCAGCUCUAGUGAUACAGCAUCCUGAUGGGAGGAUAGAAAGGCUGUAUUGGCCCGUGAUGGCGAGCGAGGUCAUGAGGAACCACCCGGGCCACUACGUCUCCCUGAUAAUCCCGCUUCCGUCACCGCCGGCGUUUGAGGAAGAUGGCGGGAACCCAAAGGAGGUGCGAUUCACCCGAGUGAAGCUUCUGCGGCCGGGCGAAACCCUCGCUCUUGGUCACGCCUAUCGCCUUAUCACUUCUCAAGAGGUGAUGAAAGUCCUGAGAGCCAAGAAGUAUGCAAAGAUGAAGGAGCACCAACACCAGCCAGAGACAGCUGGGGAAUCAGAAUCCGAGGUGGGGGUAUCAGCACCCAGGAACACAAGUUGUCAGGCAGGAGGAGGAGGAGGAGGAGGAGGAGGGAGCUCUGACACAGAAAAGACCAACCAGGACGGCCGGUCGCGCAAACAUCGGAGCCUUAAACACCAGAACAACAGUCCGGCAAACUCCGCCUUGGCAAAGUCGAAACUAUGGCGCCCAACUCUUCAUAGCAUUUCCGAGGCAGCUAGCUGACCGCUGCUGAAGUUUUACAUGUGCCAAGUUUUUCUGAAGAUAAAUAUCAUGUGCCAGAGUUUGUCUUGAUGGGUUUGCAGAGAUGAUUAAUCAUUGUCGAACCUGGAGCUGCCGUUGCGAGCUAAACUUUGCCUUGUUAGCUGUUACCAGCCCUCUGUACAGUCAUAAGCAGCAGCAAUCGAUAUGUUUUCAUGAAAA